GUGUGAGUUUAACCGAUUCUUUCGUCUUCCUCGAAUUUUCUCCGUCAACGAUCGCUUCUUGUUCAAUCUGUUUUCUUCGUUGCUGUUUCGAUCGAUUCCUUUAGUUUACUCUGGGGUUUCGAUUGAUUUAGUGUAUGAGUACCGAUUUUGUUGGAAUAUAUGUUGCUUGAUUGGACGGUUUUCCAGUUGAUUCUUGAUCAUCUGAAAUUUAAUUUCCAUGUUUGAUCGGGUUUUGUUCGAUAUAUAUGGUUCCUGAUUUCUGAAAAUCGAAUCGGAUGAAUAGCUUUUAUCUUCUCUGCGCUUUUUUGUAGUUUUAAUAAUAUCUACAAACGACGACAAUGGCUGACAAAGAGGAAGCAUCAGGUGAGAACACGACACGUGGAAGUGAUUGGGAAGUUGUUUCACUUACAGCUUCAGCUUAUGCUGCUGCUCCCGGUGGUCCGAAACAAGUGGAACUGAAAGAUGAUGACAAGGAUGCUACUCGUUACGAAGCAGAGACAUCUCAUCCUUUAUACAUGUCUCGCCACUUUGUUUUCCCGCCAACCGAGCAUGAGAACAUAGCCACGGAACCUAGCGAGAUCUACGAAGGUAAGGCAAGCAAGAAGAUGGAUUUUGGGUUCUCUAUGGAACAAGAAACCGGGUCUCGCGGAAAGGAAGAUGGAGAUUUGACGCUGAAAGGGUUGGAUUUAUCAGAUGACUUUGGAGGGCUUGAGUUUUUCGAGGAGAAAGACAAAAGAGAAGAAAACAUUUACAAGGCGGCAUUGAGUUCUCUGCACGAUGAAAGAGCUAUUGGUGGAUCACAUGUCUACGAACAGAACGAGCCUGUUCAUGAACCAACGAGUGAGCCAGUCACUCCAUGUGUAGUUCCAGAUCAUGUUUCACCUGAUUUGAAUCCUACUAAAGAUGAGAAGCAUCAAGUAGCAAACGUCCCACCUUGUGAAGCCUGGUGGAAAAGAAGCGCCGCGUCUUUGAUUUCACAAGCGAAAGAAGCAAACACAGUCUGGUCGGUUCUCAUAGCUGCAGCUGUAAUGGGAAUUGUGAUCCUUGGCCAACGAUGGCAACAAGAGAGGUGGCAGGUUUUGCAGCUCAAGUGGGAAACAAGCAUUGGAAAUGAGAAAGCUGGAAAAUUGAUAGGACCGAUCUCUCGACUGAAACAAGCAUUUGUCGGGGAACAGCGACGGGAUUCAUUCAUCCGGGUCAGUUCCCAAAACGACAGUUAAAACUAAGACGAGAAAAAGAAGGUGGAUUUGCUUUGAUGAUGACGAUAAAAAGAAAAAACAAAACAGUAAAAGAGUAUGUAGUCUUUAAGCGACUCUGGUGUUUGAAUGUUUUCGGUCAGAGUUUAUGGGUAUGGUUUGUGUGUACAUAUGGCUUUCGGUAUCUGAAGUGUAUGCUUUGCUUUUUUAUUUAAGGAUCUGAUUUCGGUGCUUAUACAUCGAUGACACAAUGUCGGAGAUCUAGCUAGCUAGCUAGCGGCCUGGUUCUUGUGGUAUACACACAUUUCUGAUUCAC
This is a messenger RNA of Eutrema salsugineum, 1512 nucleotides long. RefSeq names its product ATG8-interacting protein 2. Gene Ontology annotation, cellular component: intracellular membrane-bounded organelle. The transcript has 3 exons. Bases 339 to 1220 code for a protein of 293 amino acids. The record is from RefSeq and is a predicted model, not a curated record. Lineage: Eukaryota; Viridiplantae; Streptophyta; Magnoliopsida; Brassicales; Brassicaceae.